This is a messenger RNA of Cynara cardunculus var. scolymus (artichoke), 1191 nucleotides long. RefSeq names its product probable polygalacturonase At3g15720. Gene Ontology annotation, biological process: carbohydrate metabolic process. The record is from RefSeq and is a predicted model, not a curated record. The transcript has 10 exons. NCBI's taxonomy places the organism in Eukaryota, Viridiplantae, Streptophyta, Magnoliopsida, Asterales, Asteraceae. Gene Ontology annotation, molecular function: polygalacturonase activity. Bases 1 to 1191 code for a protein of 396 amino acids.
AUGUCAGCAAAUAAUAUUAUUACAUUACUCGACACAUCAACAUGCUGGGGUGCUGCUUAUGACAUAAUGCAAUAUGGCGCUAAAGGCGAUGGCAUAACUGACGAUACCAAGGCUUUUGAGCAAGCUUGGCAAAUGUUGUGUAAUGAUGUUGAACCAGGGUCAAGUUUGACCAUUCCGUCAGUCAACACUUUCUUAGUGGGCCCAAUUAGCUUUCAAGGCCCAUGCAAAUCUCCUGAUAUCCAUUUUGAGAUAUUAGGUACGAUUAUCGCCCCUGAAGACCCUAAUUCAUGGAACGGUUGCGAAACCGGAGCAUGGAUAUUUUUUGCGAACGUUACAGGUUUAACUGUUGAUGGAGGUGGUAUGAUCAACGGUCGUGGAGCCGCAUGGUGGAUAAAAUCUCCGACCUACAUGAAAGAAGAAUUAAAAUGUUCGAUACCACCAACGGCAUUACAUUUUGAAAAUUGCAACUCGCUUCAAUUGAGGCACCUUAGUCACCGAGAUAGCCCUAGAAAUCAUAUCGGUCUUUCUAGAAGCAGUUAUUCGACUAUUUCAGAUUUAGACAUAGCUGCGCCUGCAAAUAGCCCCAACACUGAUGGCAUCGACAUCUCAACCUCAACCCAAAUACAAAUUAAAAAUUUAGUUAUUAAAACAGGUGAUGAUUGUAUAGCUCUAAAUAAUGGAGCCACUCAAAUUAAUAUUACAGACGUAAAUUGCGGUCCAGGCCAUGGUAUAAGUAUCGGAAGUUUGGGCUUAAACAAUAGUUAUGAUACAGUGGAAGGAAUCUAUAUAAAACGCUGUAACUUUACUGGGACACAAAAUGGAGCAAGAAUCAAGACAUGGCAGGGAGGUUCUGGAUACGCUAGAGACAUCACAUUUGAAAAUAUCGGACUCGAUAACGUCUUUAACCCUAUUAUAAUCGAUCAACAUUAUUGUCCCGACAGAAAUAAUUGCCCGACAGAGUCAGCGGCGGUGAAUGUCAGUAACAUAAGUUAUAAGUUUUUCCAAGGAACAUCGUCAUCUCGAAUUGCAAUAAACUUCAAUUGUAGCGACAAGAUACCAUGCUCGGGUAUUUCUUUGGAUCGGAUUAACAUAGUCUCUUCGACAAACAGAGACAAGACAGCUGCGUAUUGUAACAAUGCUUAUGGGACAAUUUCUUCUACAAAACCUAGUGUAACUUGUUUGUCACAUUAG